Messenger RNA from Solanum verrucosum, 1197 nucleotides. Its product is annotated as F-box protein At3g07870-like. The record is from RefSeq and is a predicted model, not a curated record. Gene Ontology annotation, molecular function: protein binding. NCBI's taxonomy places the organism in Eukaryota, Viridiplantae, Streptophyta, Magnoliopsida, Solanales, Solanaceae. The transcript has a single exon. Bases 1 to 1197 code for a protein of 398 amino acids.
AUGGAUGCCCAAAGCUCUAAGCUUUUCAAGGGAGAUUGCGGAGAAAGUAGAAUCUCUCAUGUCACGGGGAUUAUGGACCUUCAUAUAGUGAUUAUGGUUGACAUUCUUUCACGGUUGCCAAUCAAGUCCAUUUUCUAUUGUAAGAUUGUUUGUAAACUCUGGUAUCAUCUUUUAACUUCCGACCCUUUGUUUUGUAAAAUGUAUUACAAAAGAUCAUCUUACUUUCCCAGCAUUUUGCUUUCGAUAAAUCACUCAAUCCGCUUACUUGUGGAACUCAAAGAUGAUGUUUCUCACCCCCUAAACAGAACUAUUGUGUUGAGCCCUAGGUUUCAUCUCCCCCCAACUUUAUAUACACAAAACUUGACAUUAAUUAGUUCAUGUAAUGGGUUCAUUUGUUUGUUUAAUGGUUCAAGGGAUGCUGUAGAGCAUUCGAUUUACAUUAGCAAUCCUCUUUUGGGUGAAUAUUUCGAGGUUAAAUUGCCCAAAUGGGAGAAAAGAAUUCAGCGUGUUGCCUAUGCAUUCUGCUUCAGUGAAACCUCUGGACAGUAUAAAGUAUUGAGAUCAGUAGUUAGUAAGUUUAAGGGACGUCCACAUGUAUCAGAGUUAGAGGUUUAUACUCUUGGAGUUGAUGAGAAAUGGAGAAAUGUGGGUGAAGUUCCAGAACCUCUAUGCGGAUUAUUUUGUAAGGCUAACGUCAAUGGUGUUGUUCAUUGGAUGAGUUCGGAAAAAAAUGACAGCAUUUACUCCUUUAACAGUUGGACAGAAGAGGUGAAAUCCAUGUUAGCUCCGCGUGGUCUGACAACUUCAUCCUACGGCUUGACACUAGUAGAGUUGGGGAAUUGUCUAUGUUUGUGUGAUACUUACCAUAGUGAGUAUAUUGAUAUAUGGUGGAUGAAAGAGUAUGGAAUCGCUGAAUCUUGGACUAAAGAUCGCAUUUGGAAGGAUACUAUUCAACCAGAUAUCAGUUGUGAUAGAUUUAUACCAAUCUCAACUUGGAAAGAUGGAGAAAUAUUGAUGCAAAGGUAUCGUGGCACACAUGUCGUUUCUUACAACCCAAAAGAAAAGAAGUUUACGAAGGUUAAAGUGUACCUUGGAUUUGCUGGGACUAGCUACAUCCCAAGUUUUUACUCACUCAAGACUGUCAUUGGGGAAAAUUUACAAGUCUCAUAUGCUUAUCCGAAGAUUGAGAUAGUUUAA